Messenger RNA from Capsella rubella, 1108 nucleotides. Its product is annotated as ATP synthase mitochondrial F1 complex assembly factor 1. NCBI's taxonomy places the organism in Eukaryota, Viridiplantae, Streptophyta, Magnoliopsida, Brassicales, Brassicaceae. The record is from RefSeq and is a predicted model, not a curated record. Gene Ontology annotation, biological process: mitochondrial proton-transporting ATP synthase complex assembly. The transcript has 4 exons. Gene Ontology annotation, cellular component: mitochondrion. The coding region runs from base 151 to 897 and encodes 248 amino acids.
CGUUAGGGUUCUAAACUAAUGUUCCUAAAUUUUUGUUGUUGUGGAGGAUUAGAUCUAUUAGCAUACAACGUGUUCGACAGUAUUCCUGUGAGAAUCCCUGAGAAACUUUGCUAAUCUUCAUCAUUUCUUUGAAUUCACCGUAUUCCGACCAUGAAAUUGAGAAAUAUCGUUGGUUCUAUUUCGAGUCUGGCUAAAGAUAAACUCUCUUCAUCUUCUUCUUCGUAUAGACAAAUUUUCACGGCGCGUUCAUCUUCUUGGCAACGAGAUGCUGGAAGCAAGCUCUCAGAAGCUCUACCUGGAAACCAUCUAAAAUGGGCUUCGCUUGGUUCAGUUAGGAAUUCGAGAUUCGCAUCUGGGUUUACUCCGUUGCAGCCGAAACCUUUGGAUUCAAUCAUGGAUUUGGCCAGAGCCAAAACUAAAUCUCCGGAAGAACUCACUUCCAUCUGGGACGAUUAUCACUUGGGACGAGGUCAUAUUGGGAUAACGAUGAAAGCUCAGCUUUAUAGAUUGUUGGAGCAACGAGCAUCCGAAUGCCGAUACUUUGUGAUUCCAUUGUGGAGAGGAAAUGGUUACAUUACUAUGUUUGCUCAAGUUGAAGCGCCUCAUAUGAUUUUCACUGGUCUCGAAGACUACAAAGCAAGAGGAACUCAAGCGGCUCCUUAUCUGACUACCACCUUCUACACCGAGCUUUCAGAGACAAAGGACUUGGUGUUUAUCCGAGGAGAUGUUGUGUUCACAAGCAAACUCACUGACGAAGAGGCGAAAUGGAUCAUGGAGACAGCUCAGUCGUUUUACUUGAAUGACUCUCGGUACAAGCUGCUCGAGCGGUUCAAUAAGCAUACUCAUGAUUUUGAGUUCAAAGAUGUGCUACAAGCUCUGGAUAUGCCUGUUCUGUGAUUUUGCUAAAUCGGGAGAAACAAACUUUUUCUUUUUUUGUGUUCUUGAGACACUCCUUGUAUUAGAGAAUUGCUUUUGUAAGGUAAUAAGACUUUUUGUCCAUAACCAAAUGAGUUUGGGUUGGAUACUUCUCUUGUGCCAAAUACCAGAUUUGAGAGAUUUUGUUCUUGAAUAAACAAUUGUGAGUAAAAUAGGCAUCAAAAUUCGUUUU